Molecule: messenger RNA, 1154 nt
Organism: Moneuplotes crassus
Lineage: Eukaryota; Ciliophora; Spirotrichea; Euplotida; Euplotidae
Source: the annotation of a GenBank genome assembly
GAAACAGAUAUUAGACCAGCAACGAAAUGGCCGGGAGCUCAAAGCCUGUUUAUGGCAUAACUAAACGGAAGAAGAUCUGAAGUCCUCAAGAAGCUAUUAUUUUCCUUCUAGGUUCGAUAACUUACAUCUUAUUGUUCAUUCCAAUCUGCUAUUACACCAUGCAGAUGCCUGAGUACGACACUGAAAGUUUGGAGUACAGAAGAUUUUUCGCUAGGGACAAUCACUUCACAACCAUAAUCCAUACAGGGAAAUUUCUACUCUGGAUAAUAAUGGUAGUCACAGGAUUUGCUUUUGUAAAUCUAGUGAACCUUCUCAAUCAGAGGAAGAAUCCUUUCAAAGGAAGAGAUGCUACAUAUCGGGAUUUCUUCAUUUUGAUCCUAGCUUCAAUCAUUCUGUACUUCUUUACUCCCCAUAUUUCGUUAAGAGCACCCCAUGAUAUGCAAAGAGACUUGAACUUCUCAAAAAUCUUUCGGGAAAACCUUGCAGAGGAGAAUAAGUAUCCUGGAUGUAAAGGCAAUAUCGGGUGUAUUGAGCCGUUUCCUGUUUUGCCACCCAUGCCUUCGAUUCUAAGAUUCUUGAUUAGGGAAUUUGCAUUUGCCUUCUCAGUAGUUGGAUUCCCAGUAAGCUCCAACUGUUGAUAUGUCUACACAGAGUAUGAAGUCGUGUUUCAUAAUAUGUUAUUUGUUGUCUUCUUCACAGUUGGGCUAAAUUACACUCAUCUUGAUUUUCCUCCUUUCAGUCAAUGGGGAUUCACAAUGGAGAAAAUGAGAAAAUUCAAUUGCAUAGGGUGGCUAAUGACAUUCAUUUUUGCUGCAGUUUUAUUACUAAAUGGAUACUAUGUGUAUCAUGUAUAUUCCUUCUCAAAAUCGCAAGGAAAAUAUCAUAUCCUAACAGCGCUGUUGCUCGGUUAUGGAAUCCUCCGAACUUUCCUGUUACGUAAGACACACUACAUUCAUUUCCAUCACUGGACUUGUGGAGUAGUUGGUCUCCUCUACUUCGGAUUCCAAAACAAUUAUUUCUGCAUCCUCGGAGGUAUCAGCGCAGGUGUUAUGGUAGAAGGAGCAUCAAGAUGGGGCUUCAUGCCUGUCUGGAAAAGCCACGACUGGAUUACUCCCAAGCCUAAAACCGAAUAAGAAAUUUUCAAUCUUGCUCAA